AUGGAGAAAGUCGCGUCUACUGCAACGGAUCUGGCAUGCGUGACGGCGAUAAACUCGUCGCCGCCUCCGUUAUCACCGCAAUCUGACCAAAGCAACAGCAAACAACACCAGGAAGACUUUGCCGCAAGCUUCGCGUCGCUUUACAACUCGAUUUUCUCGCCGGAAUCUCAGUUCCCGAGCUCGUUAUCCCUCUCUCCGUCUCCUCCAUCAUCCUCCUCUCCUCUGGCUCGCGUCGACACCACCACAGAGCACCGCCUUCGCCAAGCGCGUCUCAUCCUCGAGUACGACGAACUCAACGAGCACUACGAGCUCUGCAUCUCCCGCCUCCAAUCCCUAAUGACGGAACUCGACUCUCUCCGCCACGAAAACGACUCUCUCCGCCAAGAAAACAUCGAUCUCCUCAAGCUUAUCCACAUCUCUACUUCGUCUUCCUCCUCCGUCUCUCCACCGCUCGUCCAUAACCGCCAGAAUCGCCCUCAGAUCUCCGAUUUCGGUAGCCAAGGCGGCGUUAAUAAGCAUUUUCCCUCCGCGAGGAAGAGCGAUCCGCAGAGAAACUCGUUGCCUAAGAGCAUCUCCGUGCGCUCGCCGGGAUAUCUCAAGAUGAUGAACCAGGGAAGCCAUGGAUGUGGCGGUGCGGAUCGUCAAGCGAGUCAACUCAGCUUCUCGAGUCAACUCGGCUCCGAAUCGGUAUCACAGAAGGUGUGUGUGCCAACGAAAGGAGAGAGAGAUGCUUUGGAGCUUGAGGUUUAUCGUCAAGGGAUGAUGAAGACGGAGCUCUGCAACAAGUGGCAACAGACCGGAGACUGUCAUUACGGCGAUAACUGCCAAUUCGCUCACGGAAUCGAAGAGCUCCGUCCGGUGAUAAGGCACCCACGCUACAAAACCGAGGUCUGCAGAAUGAUCGUCACCGGAGCCACGUGUCCUUACGGCCACCGUUGCCAUUUCCGCCACUCCCUCACCGAUCAAGAGAGGAUGAUGCUUCUCACUCGCUGA
Messenger RNA from Thlaspi arvense, 993 nucleotides. NCBI's taxonomy places the organism in Eukaryota, Viridiplantae, Streptophyta, Magnoliopsida, Brassicales, Brassicaceae. The record is from the annotation of a GenBank genome assembly.